AUAUGGGGCGUUCGAUCAAGUUGAUUGCUCUAAUCUGUCUGAGGAAACUAAAGUGAAGUUCUUCACUGAACAUCUCCACGUAGAUGAGGAAAUUAGACUCAUCACCAAGGGCGUCGGGUACUUCGAUAUCCGCGAUCCGGAUGAUAAGUGGAUCAGGAUUGAAAUUGGUAGUGGCGCGCUGAUUAUUCUUCCUCCCGGAAUCUGGCACAGAUUCUGCGUCUCUGAGGAGAGCCCCUGUCUUCAAGCUGUGAGGCUCUUCACCAACGAACCUAAGUGGACCGCUUACCCACGUCAAGAUAGUUCCCUCGACAAAGAUGUCAUAGAGGCGGCUCGGGAUGAUUAUAAUAAUAAUACUAUGAACGUCAAGAUAGCUGCGUGA
Perkinsus marinus ATCC 50983 is the source of this 379-nucleotide messenger RNA. Its product is annotated as 1,2-dihydroxy-3-keto-5-methylthiopentene dioxygenase, putative. The annotation marks the transcript as partial. The transcript is spliced from 4 exons. Gene Ontology annotation, molecular function: acireductone dioxygenase [iron(II)-requiring] activity. Lineage: Eukaryota; Perkinsozoa; Perkinsida; Perkinsidae. The record is from RefSeq and is a predicted model, not a curated record. Gene Ontology annotation, biological process: L-methionine metabolic process.